Messenger RNA from Penicillium salamii, 1032 nucleotides. Lineage: Eukaryota; Fungi; Ascomycota; Eurotiomycetes; Eurotiales; Aspergillaceae. The record is from the annotation of a GenBank genome assembly.
AUGGCUAUGGCAUCAGGCACCCAGAUCAAAAGGCCUGCCUCAUCUGAAGGACCACAGGAUACUAAGCGUCUCAAGCGCCACUACCAUCAUCACCACCACCUCCAACAACCCGUUGCGUUAACGCCUGCAACCGAGCCAGCCGUGCAAGAUGAUGCCCACAUCGACCAUUUGAUGACUCGCGCCAUUGGCCAGACUUUGAAGGAAACUGGCUUCGAUGUGGCCCAGCCUGCUGCGCUCUCCAGUUUGUGCAGCGCUACGGAAGAGUACGUGCUGCGACUCUCAGGUUUCAUCCGUCAAUCUAUGCUAUCGUCCCGGCGUAUUCAGCCCAUCCCGAACGAUUUCGAACAUGCUUUGAAACGUGCCAAUCUCGAUCUCAAUGAUCUCCUACCUCAUCUCAAACCUGCGCCUUCAGAUGCCCCCACGCCUCAAUUCCUACCAUCACCUCCGCCCGAGAAUGAAAUAACGAAAUCCUUACCCUUCCUCACGGCGUUGAGUAGUGAGGAUGAUCGUGCAACUCGCGCCUACAUUCCGCAACACUUCCCCAGCUUCCCCAGCAAACACACAUAUUCUGCUACUGCGGUCUUCAUCGAGCGAGACGGUGAUCCACGGAAGAUUCGUGAGCGUGCAGCUGAAGAUGGACGGCAUGGUGAAGAGGCAUUGCGCAAAUUGGCUAGUGCCGCAUUCCGUGACAACCAAACGGGUUCGACGGGUCGCGACAAGAAACUCUGGGGUCGGAGAAUGGAUAGCAUGGAAAGCAUGUUCGAAAAGACGACCAAGGCAUUGGCGAAGAAGCUCGGCAAUGACAAGCAAAUACUUUCGUCCGGUCUUGGUUCUACAAUGGAAAUCGAUUCAGGACAGGUGGAUGCUGAGACCAAAGCUCAACUCAAGCUUUCCUGGAAUAUGGAAAUGGGCCCCAUCGUCAAUUGCGAGCGAGAUACCUGGCGCCGGACAACAUCGAAUACCCGACGAGGGGAGGAGAAAACCCCCAAGCCUGCUCUAAGCGCUGAGCCGAUGGAAGUAACUGGCAUGUAA